Messenger RNA from Colletotrichum phormii, 1269 nucleotides. RefSeq names its product SEP domain-containing protein. NCBI's taxonomy places the organism in Eukaryota, Fungi, Ascomycota, Sordariomycetes, Glomerellales, Glomerellaceae. The record is from RefSeq and is a predicted model, not a curated record. The transcript is spliced from 3 exons. Gene Ontology annotation, biological process: Golgi organization; nuclear membrane reassembly; membrane fusion. Bases 1 to 1269 code for a protein of 422 amino acids. Gene Ontology annotation, molecular function: ubiquitin binding. Gene Ontology annotation, cellular component: cytosol; nucleus.
AUGUCCGGUAGCUCCAACAGCGCUUCGCGCAACAAUAUUCUGCGCGACUUCAAGAGCCUGACGGGCAUGCCCGAGGCUAGGUGCACAGAGUAUCUCGAAUCCGCAAACUGGGACAUCGGUCUUGCCGCCCAGGCAUACUACGCCGACCACGAUUCUGGGGAAGAAGAGAUUGAACCCGUUGCGCAGGCUCAACCUUCUGCUCCUACCCCCUCCGAAUACACCGGCCCCCGAACUCUCGAUGGACGACCCGCGCCUGAAUCAGCCGGCAGAACGAGCACUGUGAAGAAGGCGGCGCCCAAGAAGAAGGGUCUCGCAACGCUCAGCUCCAUCGGUGGAGGUCACGCACACGACGACGAUGACGAUGACGAUGAUGAGGACGACGACGACAGGGGUCGUGGCGACCUCUUCGCUGGCGGCGAAAAGUCUGGGUUAGCUGUGCAGGACCCGUCCCAGGAGGGCGGUGGUGGUGCCAAGAAGAUUAUCAGCGACAUUCUCGCCAAGGCCAAGGCGAACGCUUCUCGGCCAGAGACUGCAUCACCCGCAGGCCCUUCGCGCUCCGGUGCUUUCCGCGGAAGCGGCACCACCUUGGGUGGCGAGGGCAGCGAGAGCCGCAGUAUUCCCGACCCUGAUGCCCAGGAGGGCGCGAGUGGCUCGGCGGGCGCGACUGGCGAGCCUCAAGAGCGCACAUUGCACCUAUGGCAGGAUGGCUUCAGCAUUGACGAUGGCGAACUCCACCGAUUCGACGACCCCGAAAAUGCUAUGGACCUCAACAUGAUCCGGGCUGGCAGGGCUCCCCUGCACUUGAUGAAUGUUCGUUACGAUCAGCCGGUCGACGUUAAGCUUCAUCAACACCAGGAGAACUACCACCCGCUGCCCAAGUCAUACAAGCCUUUCGGUGGAGAGGGACGCCGGCUCGGUAGCCCCGUACCUGGCGAGGGCAGCUCUUCGUCGACCGCAGCUGCCCCCGCAGCCUCGGCCCCGGCCAGCUCCAGCUCGACGGGCCCUCAGCAGACUAUCGAUGAGUCUCAGCCUACUCUGACCCUUCGUAUUCAGCUGCCCAACGGCACCAGGCUGCCUGCUCGCUUCAACACCACCAACACAGUCAAUGACGUCUACGAGUUCGUCCAGCGCGCUUCUGCGGAUACCCGCUCCAGAUCCUGGGUAUUGGCCACGACAUUCCCCAACAAGGAUCACACUGACCGCACCCUGGUGUUGGGUGAGAUGCCCGAAUUCAAGAAGGGCGGCACGGCCGUCGUCAAGUGGGCUUAG